Molecule: messenger RNA, 1811 nt
Organism: Megalobrama amblycephala (Wuchang bream)
Lineage: Eukaryota; Metazoa; Chordata; Actinopteri; Cypriniformes; Xenocyprididae
Product: C-X-C chemokine receptor type 3-like
Exons: 3
Coding region: 61-1176 (371 amino acids)
Biological process (GO): immune response; regulation of leukocyte migration; inflammatory response
Cellular component (GO): membrane
Molecular function (GO): C-X-C chemokine receptor activity
Source: RefSeq, a predicted model, not a curated record
AGUACACAGACCAAUAAUGUUGUUGUGGUUAGCUUACACAUGUGACCCAGUUUGGUAAGAAUGAAACAAGAUAUUCAAGCUAUUCUAUCACUUUCAAUAAUCAUCUACCAGGGUUACUACAGCACACACACUACUGGCCUGGCAAAAUUACGAAAAAACAAACAAACAAAGAAACAGAAGAUGGAUGUUGAUAAAAAGGUGACCUUCAUGAUGGAAGACUUUUACUUUCCUGCUGAUUACAAUGAAAACUACAGUGAGAUUUAUGAAGACGGCUGCUGUGGUGAAGGACUUGUGUGUGAUCAGGAGUCUAGCAUGCACUUUGAUUCCAUUUUCAUUCCGAUCCUUUAUUCUCUGGCGCUGGUAGUGGGGCUGGUAGGAAAUGGGCUGGUUCUGGUGGUAAUGUGGAAGAAAAGGGUGAGCUUGAACGUUACAGACAUCUUCAUCCUUCACCUGUGCUUAGCAGACACUCUGCUGCUGCUGACGCUGCCCUUCUGGGCUGUAGAGGCAGUGAAGGGGUGGAUCUUCGGCACAGCGCUCUGCAAACUGAAUGGAGCUCUGUUCAAGAUCAAUUUCUACUGUGGCAUUUUCAUGCUCUCCUGCAUCAGUCUUGACCGCUACCUGUCCAUUGUCCAUGCAGUGCAGAUGUUUUCUCGUAAAAAGCCCACGGUGAUUCACUGUUGCUGCCUGAUGGUCUGGCUCUUCUGCCUUCUGCUCUCCAUUCCUGACUGGAUAUUCCUUGAGGCCGUCAAGGACAGCAGAAGUCAGGAUAAAAUGGAAUGUGUUCCGCUUUACACCUCUGAUUCUAAUUCUUGGCAUCUGUACUCUCGUCUGCUCUACCAUAUUUUGGGUUUCGCUCUUCCAGCACUAAUGAUGCUGUUCUGUUACUCUUGCAUCCUCCUGCGGGUGAGACGUGGCUCUCAGGGCAUGCAGAAGAAGAGGGCCGUCCAUGUCAUCGUAGCCCUCGUACUGGCCUUCUUCAUCAGCUGGACGCCCUAUAACGUCACCCUCAUCUUUGACACCAUACAAAACAAUGAGAUUUUCAAUUCCAGUAACCAAACAUUCUGUCACAGCACCACAGCAUUGGAUUUAGCUCUUACAAUUACUUCCACAUUAGGCUACUUACACUGCUGUGUCACACCAGUGCUUUACGGUUUUGUGGGGGUGAAGUUCAUCUAACUGUCGGUCACUAUAACGAUAAAUGGUUUUAAUAAUUCUUUUAAUUCUAAAAAAAUGGGGAAGUCCAUACCACAAUGAAAAUGACAGAGGAACUUUAUAGUUGAAAUCACUUUCAGAAUGACUUUUUUCAGCUAAAGAAUGAUAAAAACAUUGACAACCAAUUAGAAUCCAACCAAUUUUUAAAGAGCUUGGGGGAUUAAACCAACAGAUGACAAAACUGCAGCACGCCACUUAAACAUAAUAUCGUCAAUUGGUGUGGAUGCUAAUAUUUAUCUUUAUUCUUAUCUUUAUAGUUAACGUUCUUGGUGUGAACAGGUCUUUAGUCUCAUGACUGUGCUGAUUAGCAUGCAUGAAUAUAGAGAAGUCUUUUAUCUUACAUUCAUAUAUUUCUAUUUGCACAUGUGGUAGUUACUUAAGGUAUUUUUUUGCAUUUCUCAACCAUACUUGAUUCCUUGCAACUCACACAUUUUAGAGAGAGAUAAAACAAGUGUCUAUUUUGAGAAAAUAGAUUACCCUUUAAAGGUGAUAGAGAGGAUCUUUUCGUCGACUGAGAAUCCAAAAACUGUUACUGAGUUUUUGAAAUGAGCGCAUGCGUAAGAACAGCCCCCCUCCUUCACAGCUCAUUUCAAAGGAAC